GUUAUAUCUAAGAUAAUAUCGGAAUUCUUUUCUAUUUGGAAAACCUAUGUAUGUAGUUACAUAUGAUAUUUUUUGUGGACUUUGGCGGUGUUUAAAUCUUCGAUGUCUAUUCGCUAGAGCUAUAGUUAGCGCUGAUCCACGAGGUUUAGUUUUCUCAAAACGGUCCUGCCUAAGCUAUGGUCAUGCAUGUUGGGGUGGUCAUGGAAAAAGAAGUGACUCUUCCCACAUCAGCAGCACUCGUAGAGAUGCUGAUAUGUCAAUGCUUCCCAGAUGGUACUUGUCAAGGCUCAUUCAAAAACCUCUGAACAGGCGAUACAUAUUUGGAAGUAGCUCAAAUGACUUCAAUGCAAAUGAGAUGUUGAGCGACGGCAGCGAUAUUAAAAGUCAGGAAUAUUUAGGGAGCAACGAAAUAAUAGAAGACCAAAAUCCUGACGUUGCUGAUAUCCUCGAAAACGAUGGACAACAUCGGAUGCUGGAGAAACGUGCACUUGGUCACCACUGAAUGGAUCAACCAGGAAAACAGCUCUAAAUAACUUCUAGGAUUGGUAGUCAUUUCAAAGACUGGUAAGUGACUACUGACAUCUAACAACAUCCAACAUCUACCCUGCGGGACAGAUAUUUGAUAAAUGUAUAUAAAGGUUAAUCAUGUGUAUAUAUGUUGAUGUGUAGUUUAGUGAAUAAAAAAUUGAAGUCAUG
Molecule: messenger RNA, 696 nt
Organism: Acanthoscelides obtectus
Lineage: Eukaryota; Metazoa; Arthropoda; Insecta; Coleoptera; Chrysomelidae
Source: the annotation of a GenBank genome assembly